This is a messenger RNA of Camellia sinensis, 1059 nucleotides long. Lineage: Eukaryota; Viridiplantae; Streptophyta; Magnoliopsida; Ericales; Theaceae. The record is from RefSeq and is a predicted model, not a curated record.
AUGAAAUCUUCUGAAAAGCUAAAUCCUGUUAUUCUUGAAAGGCUCAUAAAGAUUUCACAUCUGAAUCCAUAUUCAAUCUUCUUCAAGAGAUUAGAACACAUAGAUCCUUUGAACUCUGUACAAAUUAUUAUUAGAUCUGAUGUAUCAUUAGAUCAGAGAGUCUACAAUCAACCUUCAACCUCACAAGUGGCAGCAAUUUGGUCUGAAAAUGAUGUCUUAAGCAAAGAAAUCUCAAGGGAUAUUGUUGUUCAUCAAAUUUCUGGUCAUAGUGAAAAAGUUCAAUGGUAUUUUGGAUGUUAUGACCCAUUACAAUAUCCAUUGUUAUUUCCAUAUGGUGAAUCUGGAUGGCAUUAUGGUAUUAAGAGAAAACAAAAGAAUAAGAAAACUACCAUUUCUUGUCAUGAAUACUACUGCUACAAGCUUCAAAUACGACCCAAUGAUUCUUCAAUCUUACUCCGCUCUGGUCGUCUCUUUCAGCAGCAUUGUGUUGAUAUGUAUGUCAAGAUUGAAACAUCUAGACUUCAAUUCUUUCGAAACAAACAAAGAGAAAUUAGGGCUGAUUUGUAUCAAGGAAUCAUAGACAGUGUCACAACGGGUGAAGGUAGAGGUUCAAAGAUUGGUCGCAGGGUUAUACUACCACCGUCAUUCAUAGGUAGUCCAAGAGAUUUUAGACGUCGAUAUGUUGAUGCAAUGGCUUUGGUCCAGCGAUUUGGCAAACCUGAUAUCUUUCUUACAAUGACUUGUAAUCCAGCAUGGCCAGAGAUUAAAACUGAGUUAGGACCUAAUGAAGAAGCUCAAAAUAGACCAGAUUUAACCUCUCGCGUUUUUAGAGCAAAAAUGGAACAACUGAAGGAUGACAUCAUAAAACAUCAAAUCUUUGGGAAAGUCAUUGCAUAUGUUUACGUCAUUGAAUUUCAAAAGAGAGGUCUUCCACAUAUGCAUCUAUUGUUAAUUCUAGCACCUGGACAAAAGCCUUUAUCUCCUGAUACUUAUGAUUCAAUCGUAUCUGCUGAACUUCCUGAUCAAAAAAAAAUCCUCAUUUGUUUUCUGUGGUGGUGA